GGCGCGCAUGCGUGUCGGUCCUGGCUGCGGACGGUUGCAGCGGCGCGGCCUGUCGCUGGGAUUUGAACGAGGAAGGGGAGGCCCCAGCAGCUGUGGCGCUGUAUCCCGCUAUAAUGUCUCGCAGGGGAGGUAGCAGGUUCGCUAAUCGCAGGCCAGGGUCAGGAUUUCAACCUCGGUCAACAGAGCCGCCUGUACCUGCUGGUUUAAUUAAAACGGCCAGAAGGAGUGGACAGCUGAACCUUUCCAACAGAGAGUUGAGCGAGGUACCCCAGAGUGUAUGGCGAAUAAACGUGGACCCCCCGGAGGAAUCCCAUUUGAAUGUCUCCUUUAGUGCAAAUGACCGAUGGUGGGAUCAGACAGACUUAACAAAACUUAUACUGGCAUCUAACAAACUGAAGUGCUUAUCGGAGGAUCUUCAGCUCCUGCCAGCCCUCACAGUGCUUGAUGUCCAUGAUAAUCAGCUGAGUUCCCUUCCUUGUGCAAUUGGGCAGCUGCUGAAUCUCCAGAAGCUCAAUAUCAGUCACAAUAAACUAAAGGAGUUGCCGGAUGAGCUCUGGAAUUUAAGGAGUUUGAAAAGUCUGCACCUUCAUCACAAUGAGUUGGAACGGAUUCCAGAGGGCAUUGGUCAACUUGUCCAUUUGGAAGAGCUGGACGUGUCCAACAAUCAACUUUUAACAGUUCCAAGCACCCUUGGCGAUCUGUCAAACCUACUACGAUUCAGUCUGGCUAACAACAAACUGAAGAGCAUACCCUCAGACAUUAACAAAAUGAAAAGUUUAAAACUGUUGGAUACAACUCACAAUGAACUGGAAUGUGUCCCUCCAGAAUUAGCAAAGAUGGCGUCAUUAGAACAACUUUACUUGAGGCAUAACAGACUCCACCACCUACCAGAAUUUCCAUCCUGUAAAUAUCUCAAGGAAUUACAUGUUGGAAAUAACCAGAUUGAAUAUUUGAACUCAGCGCACCUGAAAAAUUUAAGUGCCAUCUCCGUACUGGAGCUCCGCGACAACAAAUUGAAAUCCCUGCCGGAUGAAAUUAUUUUGCUUCAAGAUCUAGAACGACUUGACCUCACCAAUAAUGACAUUAGCAGUUUGCCUUAUGCACUAGGAAAUCUUCCAAAGUUGAAAUCUCUGUUGCUGGAAGGAAAUCCACUGCGUAGCAUUCGCAGGGAUAUUAUUAAUAGAGGAACUCAAGAACUUCUCAAGUACUUAAGAAGUAGAAUACAAGAACACCCAACUGGCCAAGAUGACAGUUGUUCAGCAACGGCUAUGACCCUUCCAAGUGAAUCUAUGAUCAAUAUGUACACCAUGGGAACACAGAAAGUGCUAGAAUACAGUGACAGGAAAGCCAUUGUUGUUCCUGAUGAAGUAUUUGAUGCCCCUGAUAGAACUCCCAUCACUACUGUGAACUUGAGUAAGAACUUGCUCACUGGAGUCCCUUCUAGGAUUUCAGAACUUAAGGCCACAGUCACUGACGUAAAUCUUGGUUUCAACAAGCUUAGUUCUGUUUCCUUAGAGCUUUGCACACUGGAACACCUGAUUCAUCUGGAUCUUAGAAAUAAUAGUUUGACUUCAUUGCCAAUGGAAAUAAGAAGACUACAGCGAUUGCAAACUGUAAUCCUUUCUUUUAACAGGUUUAGAGAGUUCCCUAAUACCUUAUGCCAUAUCCCAACACUGGAAACUAUUCUUAUCAGUAAUAAUCAGGUGGGAUCAAUUGAUGCAUUCCAACUGAUGCAGCUUGACAAAUUGACCACAUUGGAUAUGCAGAACAAUGACUUAAUGCAGGUCCCACCAGAGCUGGGGAGUUGCGUAAACCUAAGAACUCUCCUACUUGAAGGAAACCCAUUUCGUAAUCCAAGGGCAGCUAUUUUGGCCAGAGGAACAACUGCAGUCUUGGAAUAUCUUAGAAACCGCAUUCCUACAUAAAUCCUAUAUUCCUACAUACAUAAGAGGAUUACUCUUCUGAAGACAUGGAAACUGUUUACAGCUUAAAUCAGGACAAAGCAUUUCGGAGGCUUUGGAAGGAAACUUAGUUUGUGCCAUUAAAUUAAAAUAAUUCUGUGUUUUCUAGACUACUUCUAUGUUUACAAAUUUAAAGCUGACUUAAUUGCCUGAUUUCAGUGCGGGUAAAUAUAAUGUACAUGAUUUAAUUAAAUAAGAAAUUAUUAUCUGGGCAUUAACUUUCAUUGGACAUGGUAAAGGCCCUCAACACUUUUACACUGCUUGCCAAAAUGGUAAACGUACUUUACUGCAGCAUGAUUGAUCCUUUUAAUGUAGCACAUAACUAAAUGGUUUAUGCCUGAACUGAACUAUUAACUGAACUUUUUUCUGAAACUAUUCUUCUAAUGCUUCUAAUUAUGCUUCUAAUUUUUUUGUACAUUGAACUCUUGGGAGUGUAUUAAGUCACAAUCUUGCACAAAUCUGUGGCUGAUGCUUACCAGUUUUGUUCUUCUAAAUAUUUGUGUGAUUCAGAAUUUUUUCCUGUAUCCUGCCAGUUUCUACUUUACAUUAUUGUUUCAAUCCACAGUAUAAUGCCUUACUAGGUCUACCUUGGGUAGUUAUUCCUUGAAAUAUGUAAACACUCUAUGUUAAUAAAGGAUUUGAGCUGG
Carcharodon carcharias (great white shark) is the source of this 2608-nucleotide messenger RNA. It is a transcript of the gene lrrc40, whose product is annotated as leucine rich repeat containing 40. NCBI's taxonomy places the organism in Eukaryota, Metazoa, Chordata, Chondrichthyes, Lamniformes, Lamnidae. The record is from RefSeq and is a predicted model, not a curated record. Gene Ontology annotation, molecular function: protein binding. The transcript is spliced from 15 exons. Bases 114 to 1925 code for a protein of 603 amino acids.